CUCUUUCAUUUGCAGCUUUUAUUUUCAAGUUUCGUCCUUCAAUUUCAAAUUUAGGGGAUUGAUUUAAGCAAUUUCCUUUUAAACACAGAAUCGGUGCUCCUUUAUCUUCUUUUUCCCCUAGGAUUUUUCUCUAGAAACUGCAUACUCUGGUGGAUUAUUAUUGUUUAUGAUCAUAUUCUUUUAUAUAAAGAUGUAAACUUUUUAUGGAAAUUUGUCUUUGCUCAUGUUCAAAUUGACUUGUUGUAAUCUUUCUUUGAUGUCUCAUAGAUGAAUUCUUCGUUGUUAUCUUGUGACUAAUCCUCCGUAAUUAGUUUGAUUUUGGAUUUUUUUUUAAUUACUCUGUCGGUGAUUUUAUCUUCUCGUAUUCACUGUGAAGGUAGUGAUACUAAUAUGCAAUGAGAUGUGUUCUGACGAUUAUUUUAAUUUCAAAAUUGAAAUUUUUGAAACUGCAUUUUCUCUAAAUUGAGGACUGGUUUGAGAGAUCAUUCCCCCCUUCUUUUUGGGGGGUGGGGGAUUGAUGGGGGAAGUUAUGCUUUAGAAUAAAUAACGCGUCUUUUCACUCAGAUGUUUAAUAUACUGUAUCUAAGGAAGUCAUUUGUGUGGAUACUAAUUUUAACCCGUUGUUUUGAAAAUUGAUUUUUAUAUCCUCCUGGUUCCAACUUGGAAAAACCUAAUUGUAAUGUAUUCAUUUCUUGCUGCCACUUGUGGUAUUUAAGAGAUAAAUUUGUUUGAGGAAUAGGAUCUUUUGAGACUUUUCAGUCGGUGCACAUAUACAUCUUUUCUGUUGCUGUAAACAAUGUCAUCAGUGAUGUUACUCUAGGCAGAGUUAGAUAUGUUAUACGUGGUCUGGAAAUUCUAAUGGUGGACUGUUCUUGUACAGUACUUGGAGGUGAAAUGGCGGGUUCUAAUAGUUUCGCAAGGUGUUGCUGUCCAAAAUUUUGAUUGCUUUGCAUUUCCCUGCCUUGGGGCUUCCGUCUGCAGAAUGUAGUGUUUGAUUGUCACAUAUGUCUACUCUAUGGAGAGCUGCUGAUGAUUGUAGUUGUGCUCCAUAGUAGUGCUGUCGAGAACCUGUUUGUUGAAUCUAGUCAUUCAGAUCAUUCAGCUGGCCAUAGGGCCACUAAAAGCUUUCACGACACCAGUGGAUAAAACUCUGAUCAGGCCAGGAAUAGCUGGAAGAUGAUUGCUGCAUUGGUUUCUGUAUUAAUUAUUGAUGUGGAAGUGUUGAGUUGCAAAGAAGCGCUGUCAUGGUUGAUUGUUACUGGAGAAAUUGGCAUAUAAGGGUAUUCGAACGUGGGGAUCUUUAAUCAAAAUUUUUUGAUGAUAGAACUGGGAUUCUCAAGCUGCGCAGACGUGGCAGAACUGUGAAUGGUGAAGAAAAGCUGAUAGGAGCUGUAUCUAAGGCUUUGUAAAGACACCUUAACAACCGGUUCUGGAGAAGACUAUGGAGCUGAUGCCGGGAACCAGUAAAAUAACAAAAUCUGUUGGACCUGCUGAUCAAGCUUCCAAUAACACAGGAGAAGAUGAUAAAUGUCCCAAGAAGAUCGCUAUCCUUGAGGCAGAGACAGCCAAGGUUAUUGCAAACAUAAAUGAUACAGCACCUGGAAUAAAUUUUACCAACCGUUCAGAUUCAUCAUCCUGUUUGUUCACGUCUGGAAUUGGAGGUGUGAUGAAACAGCCUAUAAGUAAGAACGUAGAAACAAUACCUCUUACGGGUUUUCAUUACAGAGGAACCUUGUUAGCCCAAAGACAACAUCAGUACUUGCGACCUCAGGAAAAUUAUGCUAUUUCGUCAGUCAUGAACAACUAUGAGAGCCUCAUGCCAACUUACAGUGUUAGAACAUCUGGACCUAAUUUUUGGAAUUCUUUCAACACAGCACCUGCUUCUCUGAUCGCGAAGAAUUCAAAUCACUACUGUCCUACAAUGAAGACAAUAUAUGGAAAUUCUCCCUCUUCGAGUAGCUUUUAUCGUUUCAAUGAGUCAAGAGGCACAGAAACAGUAUCGAAACAAGAGGUUGCCAACGCAGAUGGAGCGACUACUAGUUCUCAUUGCAGAGUUGGACAGCAUAAUCUAGGAAGCAGUAACAAUAUGCAGGGUUUAGGAAAGAUAUCCAAGGUAACAGAUUUCACUCCACAAAAGGAAAAAACAAGAAGUGCGCCUUUAAGAAAGUCAGCCAGGGGAAUGAGGUGCAGUUCGAUGAAGGAUAAAAGUGAAAGUGGUUGCGCUCCUUCCAAGAAGCAAAGAAAUUGCAAGGCACCAGUUCUUACUAGUUCCCGUAAAAGUUCUCCAGAGAAUACAGGUGAGUUUGAUGCUGAUCAUGAAGAUCUUUUGGCAGCUGCGAAUUCGGUUAAUAGUGCCCGUGCACGUGCCUGCUCUAAUCCAUUUUGGAAAAAAAUGGAGAGCCUUUUUGCUCCGGUUGCAGCUCAUUACUUACCAUUGCUCAAACGCAAAGGAGUGGCAACAGAAGGUUCUGUGAUGAGAAAAAUUGGUAAGGCGGAUCGAGGUUUGGUUGUAUCUACUGAUGAUGGAGGCAGAAAAGCUAUUAAGACAUUAGAUGUGGCUCCUUCACUAUUCCAAAGACUUCUCUCUGCGAUCAUUGAUGAAGAAGAAAGCGAAGAGUCAUAUGAUUUGAAUGAAGGACCUAGCAACAUCGUUGAAUGCAUUCAUGAUGACUUCCACGAGGCCAGAAUGAAAUCUGACGUUCAAUCAGAGGCAACAUUGGAAUCUGGGAAGUGUUUUCUUCGGGAUGGAUUAUCUGGUAGUGCCUGUGCUUCAGCAAUUAUGACUAGCCAAAAAGUUGCGUCAAAUACUUUUUGCAAUGAUGACCUAAGCCAAGCAGAUGGCACAUUGUGUGGUAGUGGUCUUGUGCCAUCAAAUUCAGCUAGCAAAACUGGUGGAUCCAGUAAGUUGCACAAUGAUGAACUGCGUCAAGCAGAUGAUGGCGCGUCAUUAACAGAUGCAGAAGUUUUGUUUGGAAAUGAUCUGGAUGAUCAAAAUGCGAUACACUCUCCAGAAGUUGAUCGAUGCCAUUGUGAGUACCAAGAGUUAUCAUUAAAUGAAAAGUUAUCCCUGGAGCUACAGAGCAUUGGUCUAAGUUGUGGAGACAUGCCUCAUGGGUGCAACAGAGAAGUAGGUAUUAAUGUAGAGAUCAAAGGACUUCAGAGAAAGCUUCAUCAACAGGCCUCCAAUAUCAAUAAUAGCUUGAAAAGAGUUGAUGCAGCUCUUCAAUGUGAGCAAGAGUUGGAGAGAAGAGCUGUUGAAGAAUCUGCUAUGGAUCAACUGGUGCAAAUGGCUUACAAGAAAAUAAAGGUCAGACGCCCGCACAAGGCCUCAAAGCAAGUGGCGUUAGCCUUUGCCAAUCGUACUUUGCUUAGAUGUAAAGAGUUUGAAGAAUCAGGCCGGAGUUGCUUCAGUGACCCUUUCCUACAGGACAUCAUUUUAAAAAGACCUCCAAUAAAGGUAGAUGUAAAGCCUGCAGAUGGUGUGAAGAGAAAAAGAGAAGCUCAAAAGAACGCAAAGCACAAAGAUUUAGCAUUAGGUCCUGUAUCUGGUGUGAUUCAAAAACGUGCUAGUCGGAGUGAUAAACUGCGAAAUUCUUCUAGAAUUCAGUCACCUAACCAAUGUUCAGGUUUUGUGGCCAAUAAGGAAAAGGAGCAACUUCGUAAUCAGAUUAGCUGUCCUGAUUUGAAGGCAAAAGAGGCCAUACCUGUCACCCAACCUGGUCAAGUGGGCAUAGGCGUUUCUAACGCAGAGCAACCUUCGUCUCACCAAUCUGUUCCGUCUGCAAGCUAUGAUCCCAUGGUAGAGAAAGGAAAGAUGAAAUUCCUUCACGAAAUUCUUGGCCCUGCUUCAAAAGUAAAUCUUACCAGCCAACUUGGCAGAAUUCAUGGUGUGACAAUCACGAAAAAUAGGGAUAAGCGUGAAGUGGCUCCACCUUCCACAUCCGGGAAUGUAGAUAAACCAAAAGCAAGUUCCAAGCCGCGGAGAACAUUAUCAAGAAUCGGAAUGCUGGAGCUUGCCAAGCCUAGCCAAUCGUCAACUGUCAAGCCAGGGCAACGGUCUGCGCUCUUUCAGUGAUCUAGUCUAGGCUUUUCCGCGGUGCGACAAUCCUAUUUGUUGAACUAUUUCAGCGUAACAAAAGCGAAUAUUAUUUGGGAAGGAUGGAGUAGAACAUUUGAACUGAUCUCUGAUUGGCAUUUCUUCAAGUUUGGUUAGUUUAUUUGUUAUUUGGUUUAUCAUUUGCAUUGAUUUUGCUACUAAAGUCGGUUCCAGCUUGGCCAGAGGAAUUAUGGGCCAACUAUAAUUAGCAAAUCCGAGAGAAUUUGUGCAAGUUGCAUUGGAUACAGAAGUCUUGUGUUGCAUAACAACUUGAACAAAUCUUUUUCAAAACAAAUGGAUAACAGUUUGCUUUUCCAGUGUAUAAUAAUUUAACGACUUGUAGCCCAACCCAAUUUCUGAAACUGGGCUUCACUUAUGUUUUAUGCCUCUUGGAAUAGUUUCAUAGGGCAUGAUUUUGUUGGUGCAAAUAGGAAAAAUAUCUCUUUCUUCGACCUUGUUACUUAAAAUGCUUUUUAUUGUUUCUUUCACAAUAGUUAGAAUACUCAUUUUGGAAUAAAAAAUUAUUUCAUAUUAAAAAGUAACAAUUGAUUGAUUAAAAAGUAUAAUUUGCAUUUUGUCUCUCUCAACAUUCAUUUUAGGACAGAAAGAAUGAUAUUUUUAUAUUCUUCUUCACUAAAUUGUACGUGAAAGCAUUUACUUCAUAAAGGAUUUACUAAUAUUAUAUUUACAAAAUUAUUAGCACUAUUCACUCCCUUUUUAUCAAUCGCAAUUGGAAAUUUCCUGUCUUAGUAAUAUAUAAUAUUUUCUUUAGUCUUAGUAUUCCAUAUCUUUUAGUAAUCAAGGCAUACAAUAAAUUUUUGGAGUCUGUAUCCAGUAUACCCGGGAGCAUGUACAUCCCUUUCUAUAUUUUACACUAUUAGUCUUUAUUGUAUUUUUUUUCUCAAUCUUCCUAUAAUUUGUAAGUUUAGUCCCUGCUACUUUUUUCUCUUUCUACCAGAAAAACAUCUCUAAUCUUUAAACGAG
Molecule: messenger RNA, 5080 nt
Organism: Oldenlandia corymbosa var. corymbosa
Lineage: Eukaryota; Viridiplantae; Streptophyta; Magnoliopsida; Gentianales; Rubiaceae
Source: the annotation of a GenBank genome assembly